Messenger RNA from Piliocolobus tephrosceles (Ugandan red Colobus), 1740 nucleotides. RefSeq names its product adrenoceptor alpha 2B (gene ADRA2B). The record is from RefSeq and is a predicted model, not a curated record. NCBI's taxonomy places the organism in Eukaryota, Metazoa, Chordata, Mammalia, Primates, Cercopithecidae. Gene Ontology annotation, molecular function: alpha2-adrenergic receptor activity; epinephrine binding. Gene Ontology annotation, cellular component: plasma membrane. Gene Ontology annotation, biological process: regulation of vasoconstriction; G protein-coupled receptor signaling pathway; platelet activation.
UGAGCGGGCGCACGGUCCUCCGCGCCUCCUCCGCGCCUCCUCCGAGAACCUGCCCAGCCUGGCCCGCGCCCCCGGUCCAGCGCGUCCGGCAUCCGCGUGGCGGGAGGGCGCGACCUUUUCCGGUCCCGCGUGGGAGGGGGACGCCGGCGGGACAACUUGGAAAACUUCUCGGGGGCAGACGGCAGGGACCCCGGGCGCCGGUGGAGGAGGAUGUAGGAGGGCGGCGGCUGGUCCCGGGUGUUCCCAACCUCCUAGGCCCCCCUCGUCCAGGCCAUGGGGCUCCAGCGCCCUCGGCGCCGCUGGAGGGGCGCCGCUCUCGUCUAGCCGAACCGGGCAGCGCUGUCGUCCACGGUGUGCACCGGGCGGGCAGCGCUCCCUCUGCCCACGUCCCACCUAGCCAUGGACCACCAGGACCCCUACUCCGUGCAGGCCACGGCGGCCAUCGCGGCGGUCAUCACCUUCCUCAUCCUCUUCACCAUCUUCGGCAACGCGCUGGUUAUCCUAGCUGUGUUGACCAGCCGCUCGCUGCGCGCCCCUCAGAACCUGUUCCUGGUGUCGCUGGCCGCCGCCGACAUCCUGGUGGCCACGCUCAUCAUCCCUUUCUCACUGGCUAACGAGCUCCUCGGCUACUGGUACUUCUGGCGCAGGUGGUGCGAGGUGUACCUGGCGCUCGACGUGCUCUUCUGCACCUCGUCCAUCGUGCACCUGUGCGCCAUCAGCCUGGACCGCUACUGGGCCGUGAGCCGCGCGCUGGAGUACAACUCCAAGCGCACCCCGCGCCGCAUCAAGUGCAUCAUCCUCACCGUGUGGGUCAUCGCCGCCGUCAUCUCGCUGCCGCCCCUCAUCUACAAGGGCGACCAGGGCCCCCAGCCGCGCGGGCGCCCCCAGUGCAAGCUCAACCAGGAGGUCUGGUACAUCCUGGCCUCCAGCAUCGGAUCGUUCUUUGCUCCUUGCCUCAUCAUGAUCCUUGUCUACCUGCGCAUCUACCUGAUUGCCAAACGCAGCAACCGCAGAGGUCCCAGGGCCAAGGGGGGGCCUGGGCAGGGUGAGUCCAAGCAGCCCCGACCCAACCGUGGUGGGGCUUUGGCCUCAGCCAAGCUGCCAGCCCUGGCUUCUCUGGCAUCUGCCAGAGAGGUCAGUGGACACUCGAAGUCCACUGGGGAGAAGGAGGAGGGGGAGACCUCUGAAGAUACUGGGACCCGGGCCUUGCCACCCAGUUGGGCUGCCCUUCCCAACUCAGGCCAGGGCCAGAAGGAAGGUGUUUGUGGGGCAUCUCCAGAGGAUGAAGCUGAAGAGGAGGAGGAGGAGGAGGAAGAGUGUGAACCCCAGGAAGGGCCAGUGUCUCCGGCCUCAGCUUGCAGCCCCCCGCUGCAGCAGCCACAGGGCUCCCGGGUGCUGGCCACCCUACGUGGCCAGGUGCUCCUGGGCAGGGGCGUGGGUGCUAUAGGUGGGCAGUGGUGGCGUCGACGGGCGCAGCUGACCCGGGAGAAGCGCUUCACCUUCGUGCUGGCCGUGGUCAUUGGCGUUUUUGUGCUCUGCUGGUUCCCCUUCUUCUUCAGCUACAGCCUGGGCGCCAUCUGCCCGAAGCACUGCAAGGUGCCCCAUGGCCUCUUCCAGUUCUUCUUCUGGAUCGGUUACUGCAACAGUUCGCUGAACCCUGUCAAAACCAUCUUCAACCAGGAUUUCCGCCGUGCCUUCCGGAGGAUCCUGUGCCGCCCAUGGACCCAGACGGCCUGGUGA